ACAGAACUCCCCAUUGAUGUUUCCUGAACAGUUUUACAACUUGCUGUCUCUCAAUUGAAGCUAAAAUGGAUACAGAAGAUAAAACGUCAAAGAAGGAUGACAAUCCAUCAUUUGAAACUACAGAAAUGAAAUCAGAAUUUGAUAUGCUAUACAAAAUUGAAGAUGUUCCUCCUUGGUAUCUUUGCAUUUUCCUCGGAUUGCAGCACUACUUAACAUGCUUCAGUGGGACGAUAGCUAUACCAUUUCUUCUAGCAAAUGCUCUUUGUGUUGGAAAUGAUCAGCAAACUGUAAGCCAGCUUAUAGGAACAAUAUUUACAUGUGUAGGAAUCACUACAUUUAUCCAGACAACAUUUGGUGUAAGGCUACCUCUCUUUCAAGCGAGUGCAUUUGCAUUUUUAGUGCCUGCUCGAGCCAUACUAGCCCUGGAUAAGUGGAAAUGCCCCUCUGAAGCUGAAAUUUAUGGAAACGGAACUCUACCAGUUGAUACAUCACACAUCUGGCAACCCAGAAUAAGAGAGAUACAAGGAUCAAUUAUAGUUUCAAGUGUGCUUGAAAUUAUUAUUGGGUUUGUCGGCCUUCCAGGAAUAUUGCUCAACUAUAUUGGACCUCUAACUGUCGCACCAACAAUUUCCUUGAUUGGUCUCUCUGUUUUUGAAGCUGCUGGACAAAGAGCAGGGUCACACUGGGGUAUAUCCAUUCUGGUCUUGACACUGAUAAUAUUGUUUGCACAGUACCUCAGAAAUAUUACUCUUAUAUUACCUUGCUAUAAAAUUGGAAAAGGAAUAAAGACUUAUAAAUUGCAAAUCUUCAAAAUGUUUCCGAUUAUUAUGGCUAUAAUGUUAUCAUGGUUGUUGUGCUAUAUUUUGACCCAGACUGGUGUGUUCCCGUCAGAUAGUAAAGCAUAUGGAUUUAAAGCAAGAACUGAUGCAAGAGGAGAAAUAAUGUCCAGUUCGCCAUGGUUCCGUUUUCCAUACCCAUGUCAGUGGGGACUACCUACAAUUACUAUUGCUGGUGUUUUAGGAAUGUUCAGUGCCACACUCGCUGGAAUUAUUGAAUCCAUGGGUGAUUAUUAUGCCUGUGCAAGGUUAUCAGGAGCACCCCCUCCACCUGUUCAUGCUAUUAAUAGAGGAAUAUUUAUUGAAGGAGUUUGCUGUGUUAUUGCUGGAUUGCUUGGAACUGGAAAUGGUUCUACCUCUUCAAGUCCAAAUAUAGGUGUUUUGGGUAUUACAAAGGUGGGCAGUAGAAGAGUUGUGCAGUAUGGUGCCGGGAUCAUGUUCAUCUUAGGAACAAUCGGCAAAUUUACUGCUCUAUUUGCAUCUGUUCCAGACCCCAUACUCGGUGGAAUGUUCUGUGCUUUGUUUGGCAUGAUUACAGCCAUUGGCCUGUCUAAUCUUCAAUUUGUUGAUAUGAAUUCAUCAAGAAAUUUAUUUGUAUUGGGGUUUUCACUGUUUUUUGGACUAGUUCUCCCGAAUUUUUUGGACUCAAAUCCUAACUAUAUUAAAACAGGUUUACCAGAGUUGGAUCAGAUAUUGACUGUGCUGCUAACUACAGAAAUGUUUGUUGGAGGAUGCAUAGCUUUUUUCCUGGACAAUACCAUACCAGGUUCAGAAAAAGAGCGGGGACUGGUGCAAUGGAAGCAUGGAGCAAAUGCCAGCAGUGACACAUGCACAGAUCUAAAAAGUUAUGAUUUUCCAUGUGGGAUGAAAUUAGUUAAGAAAGUGAAGUGCUUCAGAUGGCUACCAAUAUGUCCAGUUUUUAAAGGUUUCAAAGCUGCUCUUCAAAAGGAUCCUGCCACAGAUUUGACGAAUCUGGAUCCAGGAAACAAUGUGCUAUGUACUAAAGUAUAAUACCAAAUGAUAUAAAACGCGUUUAUGUUACCAGAGAUAAAAGACUAUCCCAUAAAAGUCUUCAUAACUUUUGAAAUAAAGAUUGCAAUUUAAAGUUA
Bufo bufo (common toad) is the source of this 1945-nucleotide messenger RNA. It is a transcript of the gene SLC23A1, whose product is annotated as solute carrier family 23 member 1. Gene Ontology annotation, molecular function: transmembrane transporter activity. The transcript has 14 exons. The coding region runs from base 66 to 1847 and encodes 593 amino acids. The record is from RefSeq and is a predicted model, not a curated record. Gene Ontology annotation, biological process: transmembrane transport. Gene Ontology annotation, cellular component: membrane. Lineage: Eukaryota; Metazoa; Chordata; Amphibia; Anura; Bufonidae.